AGCUCUCGCGAGACUCCCGCCGCACCCGCCAAGAUGGCGGCGCCCAGGGAGGCGGCGGGCCGGGCCCGCACCCGGGACGUGCUGCUGCCCGGCGGCCCCGCAGACUUCGGCUCCCUCCUGCUGUCGCCGCCGGUGCUGGCUGGGCUGGAGGCGGCCGGCUUCCAUCGGCCCUCGCCCGUGCAGCUGAAGGCCAUCCCGCUGGGGCGCUGCGGCCUGGACCUCAUCGUGCAGGCCAAGUCUGGCACCGGCAAGACCUGCGUGUUCGCCACCAUCGCGCUGGAGGCGGUGCUGCUGGAGAGCCCCGCCACGCAGAUCCUGGUCCUGGCUCCCACCAGGGAGAUUGCUGUACAGAUCCACGCCGUCAUCACGACCAUUGGCAUAAAAAUGGAAGGCCUGGAAUGCCACGUGUUCAUUGGAGGGACUCCUCUGAGCCAGGACAGAAGCAGGCUGAAGAAGUGCCACAUAGCUGUGGGCUCCCCAGGGCGGAUCAAGCAGCUGAUCGAGCUGGAGUACCUGAGCACGGCCAGCGUGCGGCUGCUGGUGCUGGACGAGGCGGACAAGCUGCUGGAGGAGGGCAGCUUCCAGGAGCAGAUCAACUGGAUCUACUCCUCCCUGCCGCUCAAUAAGCAGAUGCUGGCGGUCUCGGCCACCUACCCCGAGUCCUUGGCUGCUGCUCUCACCAGGUACAUGAGGGAGCCCACCUUCGUCAGGCUGAACCCCACGGACCCCAGCCUUCUUGGGCUCAAGCAGUACUACAAAAUCGUGAAUUCCCAUCCCCUCCCACAUAAAACCUUUGAGGAAAAAACCCAGCACCUGCAGGAGCUGUUCAGCAAGAUUCCUUUCAACCAAGCCUUAGUCUUCUCAAAUCUGCACAGCAGGGCUCAACAUCUGGCUGAAAUACUGACAUCCAGAGGCUUCCCUGCUGAGUGCAUUUCAGGCAACAUGAAUCAAAAUCAACGACUUGAUGCCAUGGCUAAAUUAAAGCAAUUCCACUGCAGAGUUCUGAUUUCCACAGACUUGACAUCUCGUGGCAUUGAUGCUGAGAAGGUGAACCUGGUCAUCAACCUGGACGUGCCGCUGGACUGGGAGACCUACCUGCACCGCAUCGGCCGCGCCGGGCGCUUCGGCACCUUGGGGCUGUCUGUGACCUACUGCUGCCGUGGGGAGGAGGAGAACACCAUGAUGAAAAUUGCUCAGAAGUGCAACCUGCAGCUUCUUCCCCUGCCAGAGCCAAUCCCUCCUGGAAUGAUGGAGCAGUUUGAAGAUGGGCAGGUGGAAGUUAAACCUGCAAUACCCACGGCUCCUGUGCUGAACUGUGACACUGUGUGUCCUAAACCAGAGCAACCAGUGCUGCAGCCUGUCCAGAAUGGCUUUCCAAACACACCUCAGCCUCCCUCUCACCUUCCAAGGGGUAAUUCUUCUGUAGAAAGGCCAAAAAAGACUCCGAAGCAAAAACAGAAUAAAAAGUGCACAAAUCCUGCAAAGGUAGAGAGAAAUAGUGCCCCCCAAACUUCCAGCUGUCGCACAGAGCAGAGGAAUCAAGUCAAACCCAUCUCCAGGAUGGAUGGACAGCACAGCACUCAGGCUCCAUAUGAGGAGGCCUUAAAGAAAAAUCUUCCCAAAAUUCCAUGUUUGUCUUCUUUCAAAAACCAUCUCGCCAGUCCCUGGAGCUUCUCAGAUUUUGUUGAAGAUUAUGACUAUUUCAUUAAAGAAGGGUCAGAGAGAGAGGUGGAGAUCCUCAGAAGUUACUCAGGCCCAGGAGAGCAGCGUGGGCUGCCCAGAAAUGGGGAUGUGGAGUGGGAGGAGAUGGAACAUCACCCAGAGGCAGCAGCAGACGGGGCAGUGUCUGCUGACAGCGAUGGCUCAGAGAGCUCCAGGGAUUCCUGCAGCACCAGGGCCAGUCUCUCCUGCCCUGGGGCCUUGUCAGACACGCAGGAGCCCCGUGCAGGUCCCUGUCCCACCCCUGAGCAGCCUCGGGAGCCACCCCACGGCCCGAGGCAAAAUGGAGUGAAAAAGAAAGUGCCCAAACAAAGUGCUAAACACAAGAAAAGCCACGAGCAUCAGUUCUCCAGACCCGCCAGGAGCAGAACUGAGGAGGAGCAGAGCUGCAGCUCCUGGGAUGAUGCUGCACACGAGGGCUGGAGUUCUGAGGAGUACUGGAAAUGUUACUACAACGCCUGGCAGAGCUACUACUCAGCCCUGUCUCACUACAGCAGGAGCUACUGGCAGUUCAGCUGCAUCAGUGCCUACCACAUCAACUCAGUCUAUCUCCAGGAGCUGCUCAGGGAUGAGGAUUGAUGUCCUGGGACCAGGGCUGGCCUGGCCCGUGGCAGCAGUGCUGCUCUAAAGGACACUGACAAGAGACAGAUGGAGAAAAAUGGUGUCUUUUUAUAAGCAGCUGUGUCUGGUAAAUGUUUUACACAGGUCCAGUGACGCUGUUACAAUUUGUUAAUAAAAGGAAAAGAAAGACA
Taeniopygia guttata (zebra finch) is the source of this 2471-nucleotide messenger RNA. It is a transcript of the gene DDX20, whose product is annotated as DEAD-box helicase 20. NCBI's taxonomy places the organism in Eukaryota, Metazoa, Chordata, Aves, Passeriformes, Estrildidae. The record is from RefSeq and is a predicted model, not a curated record. Gene Ontology annotation, molecular function: ATP binding; RNA helicase activity; nucleic acid binding.